AGAACAAAGAUGUGCUCGUAAUUCCUACACGUAGUGGACCAUUCCUUUCCGAAAGACGGGCGCUAUAUUUUAAAACAACCAUUUGUCGGUUUUCGGUGCACAAAGACCGAGAUUCGUCGAGUAUUUAGGUGCACAGCCGGGAGAGGGGCAGCCGAAUAGGGGGAGCGGCCUACGGCGCAGGACUGACCAGGAGUCCGCGGAUGUGAUGUUUUAGGCCUUUGCCAUUUUUGAAAACGAUACUAUUUUCCUUUUUUUUUUAGACCUCUCACGGUUUGAUUCACGGUCCUCACCGACAAAGUUUUACGGCAAUGUGUAAAAGUUGAAGAGGACUGAGGGCACAAGAAGACAAACAGUCCGCACUACUGUUACAGUAGUGUUUGGGGCCAAUCAGAGUCUCUCGAGACAUAUUAUAUUUUUCUUUGUAGUUGUGGUCCUUUGAGCUGGCAAAAUAAGUUCCUCUGUGCCACCCCACCUCUCCCACCGCGGCCAGUCCAACAAUCCUUUCCCCCUGGAUUCCCACGGUAAGAGGUCCCACUACGCUGCAAAGCUGAAUCCCUACACGAGAGCGCGCAUGACAGAGGCAUGGCAGCAGCAUGCUGUUGCCCCGCCCCCAGUGGUGCACACUAUACCACCGGGGGCGGAAAAUGCCCUCGGAUGCGCCGUCUACGGCAUCGUCCUCCAGCCGGAUCCUGCCCUGCAGCAGCAACAGCAGCCGCAGCAGCAGCAGCCGCAGCAUCAGCACGGACAGCAGCACGGGCAGCAGCAGCAUCCUGCGCAAGCCCAGCAGCCUUCACUGCAGGUGGGCAGCGAGGGUGGGCACAAGUGCGGGGCAUGCGGGCACGACAUCUCUCAUCUGGCCAAUCCGCACGAGCAUCAGUGCAUGGUGAGCCAAGAUCGAUCCUUCCAGUGCACCCAGUGUCUGAAGAUCUUCCACCAGGCCACAGACCUGCUGGAGCACCAGUGUGUUCAGGUGGAGCAGAAGCCUUUUGUGUGUGGGGUGUGCAAGAUGGGCUUCUCCUUGCUCACGUCCUUGGCACAGCAUCACAAUGCUCAUAACAGCAGCAACCCCAUGAAGUGUUCCAUCUGCGAGAAGACCUACCGGCCAGGAUCUUCGGGUAACGCCACGCCUACGUCCUCCUCCAAUCCCCAACAGCCUUCCAACGAGGGGCCUACGUUCGUGCCCUCAGUACCCGACCGGCCGUACAAGUGCUCGGUCUGCUCGAAAGGUUUCCGUCACCUGUCAGAGCUGUCGCGUCACGAGCGAGUACACACAGGCGAAAAACCCUUCAAGUGCGAGACUUGUGACAAGAGCUUCAGCCAGUCUUCCCAUUUGGCCCACCAUCAACGCACUCACAGCUCCGAGAGACCGUACAAGUGCGCCGUGUGUGAGAAGAGCUUCAAGCACCGCUCGCAUUUGGUACGUCACAUGUACGCCCACUCGGGAGAGCACCUGUUCAAGUGCAACCUGUGCGAGCUUCACUUCAAGGAGUCGUCCGAGCUGCUCCACCAUCAGUGCCAGCCGCAGGGCGCCCGUCCCUUUCGCUGCGCCACUUGCGGGAAGGGCUUCAAGCGCCCCUCUGACCUGCGGCAGCACGAGCGCACUCACUCAGAGGAGAGGCCCUACCACUGCGAGGACUGUCAGAUGAGCUUCAAGCAGCAGUACGCUUUGGAGCGUCACCGUCGCACCCACAACGCGUCCGCCGACCGCCCGUUCAAGUGUAACCUGUGCGACAAGGGUUUCCUUCAGCCGUCCCACCUGCUUUAUCAUCAGCAUGUACACGGCAUGGACAACCUGUUCAAGUGCGCCUCCUGCGGGAAAGGCUUCAGCCAGUCCGGAGAGCUGCUCCGCCACAAGUGCGGAGAAGCUUCGACGAGCUCCACCAAUCCCGACAAGCCCUACAAGUGUGACGUUUGCGGCAAAGCCUACAAGAAGGCCACCACGUUGCAGCGGCACCAGAAUUCCCACUGCGCCGAGAAGCCUCUGAAGUGCUCGCUAUGCGACCGACGCUUCCUGUCCUCCUCAGAGUUCGUGCAGCAUCGCUGCGACCCCUCCCGCGAGAAACCUCUCAAGUGUCCCGACUGCGAGAAACGCUUCAAGUACUCUUCGGAUCUUCAGCGUCACAGACGCGUCCACACCGGUGAGAAGCCCUUCAAGUGCUCCAGCUGCGACAAGGGCUUCAAGCAGCGGGAGCAUCUGGCCAAGCACCAAAGUGUACAUGCCCGGGAUGCUCAGUUCAAGUGCGUGUGGUGCGGAGAGCGUUUCGGAGACCUGGGGGCGUUGCAGGAGCACACGGUCCAACACACAGCUGAGGGAGGGGCGUACUCUGUGCCGCCUUUGAUUCAUUGAGAGUUCUGUCUCCCCCUGUUUUGAUUCCAGGUCAAAGCAUAAUUAACCAAUAUUAUUGCCCUUCAUUUAGUUUACUCCACCUUACCCAACCCCAUCAAACUUGGUUAGUAACAAGCAAACCUCAACGUCAAGAAGAGAAAGAAAAAGUACAGAAAACCCCAUAAUGUGGUAUCAUCACUAAAGAUGUGAUUUCACCUCAAAGAAAAGUUGGACAUUUUUCUCAGAUACUGUCAAAGUGUAACAUCCGUAGGAUGUAUCAAACUCCACUUUUCAGUUUUUAUUCUAAAAACUGUAAGGAUGGAGGAGCUGAAGAAUAGGCAGCAUAUUACUCCAUUUUAAUGAAAAUUUUCCCCAAAUGGAAAAGAGUGAAAAAGAAAAAAAAAAUUAAGAAAUAUAACACCACAUAAGCCUACCCCAGUCCCAUUGCCCAGUUUUGUGUUAAGACUUGUUUUCUUUCAGAUUCAUAAAGGAUGAGGGAAGGGAUUCAGCCUCUCCUCUUUUGGAUACCCGUUAGACUGUUCUUGGGGGAGGGCAUUUGUCAUCUUUUCUGUGACUGAAAGCGGUUACCUUUCUAGCAAUGCGUUUUUUCCUCCAUCUGAAAAAAUAUUUUUAAAAAAUGUAAAAAGAAAAAAAAAAAAAAGGCCUCCACUAACUCCCCAGUUAUGUUUCACAGCGCCUUUCAUGAAUGCCUGGUUAAAGGCAUCUCAGCUUGUAUUAUCAGUUAUACUGUUACUGUCCUGGUAGGCAACUGUGUUUUUGGAUUAUGAUACUUGAUAGGGUCUGGUAAUAGGCUAUAGAGUACCCGUUAUCUGUCUAUGAAGUUUUAUGCCCAAAAAAAAGUAAAACAAUUAGUUGUUAAAAUCAGGAUACGUAGGGCAGUGUUAAACCCCUUAACCAUGUUCCAUUAUGAGGAGAAGGAGGAUUGUGUCAACAUAGUAGGAGUGGAAGGAUACUGUAUGUUCACUGUAACACUUCCUGCAGCCUAAUGCCAGAUUUUUGUUUGUUUUAUUUUGUUUUUUGGUCAAACCCUGCAGCUCAUAAGAAAAGGUGAUAGAGAUAAGGAGAAGGGGCACAACGUGGUGAUAUCAUGAACUAAUAAAAAUGUGUGUGUGUGUGUUUUGUUGAUGUAUGUGUGCCCUACAUUGUGGCAACUAUGGAAUUUACCACACCUCAAAGGGACAGAUUGUUAACCAGCCGAAGUAUGGUGACCAUAAUGGUCUCUGCAUUUCACUGCGAUAUACAUAAUUAUAUAGAGACUAUA
Messenger RNA from Chanos chanos (milkfish), 3608 nucleotides. RefSeq names its product zinc finger protein 319b (gene znf319b). The transcript has 3 exons. The record is from RefSeq and is a predicted model, not a curated record. The coding region runs from base 572 to 2347 and encodes 591 amino acids. Lineage: Eukaryota; Metazoa; Chordata; Actinopteri; Gonorynchiformes; Chanidae.